AAUCCCUCAUUCUCAUCAGAUAUCCACAGAGGGGGAAAGAAAAUAGCUCCUGUAACCCCAGUGAACUCUGACAAUCCUUCUGUCGCUGUGGUUUACUGUGACAAUGUCCACACCUGCCCUGAUGGUACUACGUGCUGCAGAACACCUUAUGGACAGUGGUCAUGCUGCCCAUACAGUUUGGGUCAGUGCUGCUUUGAUGGCAUCCACUGCUGUCCCUUUGGUUAUCACUGUGACAGCACAUCCACCCAGUGUUUAAGAGGAGCACUGAGAUUUCCUGCUUCCCAACAGAUUGCUGCCAUGCAGAGCAUCACCAUUCAGGAUUCAUGCUGUCAGAGCGAGACAGGCUGCUGUCCCAUCGGCUUUCAGUGUGAUGAAGAGAGCAAAACCUGCAUGAGUGACAUUGGUCUUUGAGCAGAAGGUUAUUCAGAGGAAAA
Molecule: messenger RNA, 434 nt
Organism: Tachysurus fulvidraco (yellow catfish)
Lineage: Eukaryota; Metazoa; Chordata; Actinopteri; Siluriformes; Bagridae
Product: progranulin-like
Exons: 3
Cellular component (GO): extracellular region
Source: RefSeq, a predicted model, not a curated record